AAUGUCAGCCUCUAGAAAGCAGAUUCUUUUACAUUCAACGCUUACAUCUGCUCUUAAAAUUUUUGUUUUUUAAAUUUUCUUAUGUGGGAAUUGACAAGUAUGGGAAAAGAUGGACAUUUUGAGAACUUGUCUAAUAGCCUAACAUUUUGAUAAGAGCAAGUCUUCAGAUGUGGAGCACAAAGGCACUUCCUUGUUAAUUGGUGGAGAUCAAACGGUUCAGAUCCAUCAUGGAUGAAACACAAACAUCUGGAGAUGAAGUUUUUUUUCCAGGAUGCAGUUCAGUUCAUCAGAAGAGAUCAGAAGCAGAGUCCAGCUGUGUGUCUAUGAAGAGUGACUGGUCUAUGGACCCUCCAGAAAAGUUUAACAGUGGAGAUUCACAGUCUGGUCUCAGUCCAGUUCAUCAGAAGAGAUCAGACGCAGAGCCCAGUUGUGUGUCUAUGAAGAGUGACUGGUCUAUGGACCCUCCAGAAAAGUUUAACAGUGGAGAUUCACAGUCUGGUCUCAGUCCAGUUCAACAAAAGAGAUCAGAAGCAGAGCCCAGUUGUGUGUCUAUGAAGAGUGACUGGUCUAUGGACCCUCCAGAAAAGUUUAACAGUGGAGAUUCACAGUCUGGUCUUAGUCCAGUUCAUCAGAAGAGGUCAGAAGCAAAGCCCAGUUGUGUGUCUAUGAAGAGUGACUGGUCUAUGGACCCUCCAGAAAAGUUUAACAGUGGAGAUUCACAGUCUGGUCUCAGUCCAGCUCAGCAGAAUAGAUCAGAAGCAGAGCCCAGCUGUGUCUCUAUGAAGAGUGACGGGUCUACAGCUCAGCCAGUAAAGUCUAACAGUGGAAAUACACACCCUGGUCUCAGCCAUGAAGUCCUCAACACAUUUAAAUCAAAUCUGAUGAAGAAGUUUAAACAUCUGUAUGAGGGAACAGCAAUACAGGGAAACCCAACACUACUGAAUGAGAUCUACACAGAGCUCUACAUCACAGAGAGUGAGAGUGGAGAGAUCAAUAAUGAGCAUGAGGUGAGACAGAUUGAGACACAAUCCAGGAGACCAGCAACAGAGGACAAACCCAUCAAAUGCAAUGACAUCUUUAGACCUUUACCUGGACAAGACAAACCCAUCAGAACUGUGCUGACAAAGGGAGUCGCUGGCAUUGGAAAAACAGUUUCUGUGCAGAAGUUCAUCCUGGACUGGGCUGAAGGGAAAGAGAAUCAGGACGUCCAGCUCAUAUUUCCACUUCCUUUCAGAGAGUUCAACCUGAUGAAGAACAAAACACUCAGUCUUUCAGAUCUUCUUAAUAUAUUUUUCCCUAAAACACAAGAAGUGAAAAUAUCCUGUGAUGAAUAUGAAGUGUUGUUUAUCUUUGAUGGUCUGGAUGAGUGUCGUCUGUCUCUGGACUUUAAGAGCAAAGUGAAACUGUGUAAUAUAUCUGAAUCAGCCUCAGUGGACGUGUUGCUGAUGAACCUCAUUGUGGGGAAUCUGCUUCCCUCUGCUCUCAUCUGGAUCACCUCCAGACCAGCAGCAGCUGAUCUCAUUCCCUCUGAGUGUGUCCAUCGAGUGACAGAGGUACGAGGCUUCAAUGAGCCACAGAAGGAGGAAUACUUCAGGAAGAGAAUCAGUGAUCAGAGUCUGGCCGACAGGAUCAUCUCACACCUGAAGUCAACAAGGAGUCUCUACAUCAUGUGUCACAUCCCAGUGUUCUGCUGGAUCUCAGCCGCUGUUCUAGAGAAGAUGCUGAGUCAAGCAGAGAGUGGAGAGAUUCCCAAGACUCUCACUCAAAUGUACACACACUUCCUGAUCCUUCAGACCAACAUCAAACAUGAGAAGGACUAUGAGAAGAAAGUGAAAGAUAAAGACAUGAUCCUCAAACUGGGGAAACUGGCUUUUCAGCAGCUUGUGAAAGGCAACCUGAUCUUCUAUGAAGAAGACCUGAGAGAGUGUGGCAUUGAUGUGACAGAAGCAUCAGUGUACUCAGGAUUGUGCACUCAGAUCUUCAGAGAGGAGUUGGGCUUGUAUCAGGGGAAAGUCUUCUGCUUUGUUCAUCUGAGCCUUCAGGAACAUCUAGCAGCUCUAUAUGCACACCUCUCCUUUACAAUCAACAACAUCAAUAUCUUUGACCAAACCAAGCAAGGUCUGUUGUUUAAGAUUUUUAAGAAGAAAUCUAAUUCAUUAUCUGAGCUGCAUCAGAGAGCUGUGAAUGAGGCUUUACAGAGUAAGAAUGGACAUCUGGAUCUUUUCCUGCGUUUUUUUCUGGGUCUCUCAGUGAAGUCCAAUCAGACUCUCUUACAAAAACUACUCACACAGACGGGAAGCUGUUCCUAUAACAAAGAGAAAACAGUUCAGUACAUCAAACAGAAGAUCACAGAGAAUCGAUCUUCAGAGAAAUCCAUCAAUCUGUUUCACUGUCUGAAUGAACUGGGUGAUGAUUCACUGAUGCAGGAGAUCCAAGAUUAUCUGAAAUAGAAAACAAUAAAAAAAACCAAACUCUCAUCUUCACAGUGGUCAGCUCUGGUUUAUGUGUUGCUGACAUCAGAGCAGAAGAUGGAUGUUUUUCAUCUAAAACAGUUUAUUGGAAAACAACACAGUGCAGAUGAAGUUCUUCAUAAUAUGUUACUUGUGGUUAAAGAUUUCAGAUCAAUUCAGCUAUGCAAAUGCAAUCUCACUGCUCAGUCCUGUGGAAAUUUAUCUUCAGCUUUACAAUCCUCAAACUCAAACAUCCUGAGAGAGCUGGAUCUGAGUAACAAUGACCUGAAGGAUUCUGGAGUGAAGCUUCUUUCUGAUGGACUAAAGAGUCCAAACUGUCAGCUGGAGACACUGAGAUUGUCUGGCUGUAUGGUGACAAAGAAAGGCUGUCGUUAUGUGUUUUCAGCUCUGAGUUCAAACCCCUCACACCUGAGAGAGCUGGAUCUGAGCUACAAUCACCCAGGAGAUUCAGGAGUCAAACUACUCACUCAAAAACUGUUGGAUUCAUCCUGCUCACUGGACAAACUGAAUGUGGAUCAUGGAGGAGAAUCCAGGAUUACAGCAGGACUGAAGAAAUAUGCCUGUUUUCUCACACUGGAUCCAAACACAACAAAUAAUUAUCUCAGACUGUCUGAGGAGAACAGAAAGGUGACAGGUGUGAGAGUGUGUCAGUCGUAUCCUGAUCAUCCAGACAGAUUUGCAGUGCAUCGUCAGGUGUUGUGUAGAGAGAGUGUGUGUGGACGCUGUUACUGGGAGAUUAAGUGGAGUGGACGUGUGUGUAUAUCAGUGUCAUAUAAGAGCAUCAGCAGGAAUGGACGGGGUGAUGAGUGUAGGUUUGGAUAUAAUGAUCAGUCCUGGAGUUUAAUCUGCUCUUGCUACAAAUACUCAUUCAGACACAAUAACGAAGAGACUGAUCUCCCUGUGAAGUCCACCAGCAAUAGAAUAAGAGUGUCUGAUAUUAUCAGUAGAAGACAAUUGCCUGAUAAUGUCAGUGUAAUGGCAGUGUGUGAUUAUGAUGAUGAUGAUGAUGAUGAUGAUGAUGAUUAUAUCAGUAGAACAAGAGUGUAUAAUGAUGCUGAUUAUAUCAGGAGAAUAAGAGUGUAUAAAAAUGAUGAUGAUGAUGAUGAAGAUGAUGAUCAUAUCAGAAGAACAGGAGUGUAUGUGGAUGUGAGUGCAGGAACUCUGUCCUUCUACAGCGUCUCUGACACAAUGAGGCUCAUCCACAAAGUCCAGACCACAUUCACUCAGACGCUCUAUUCUGGGUUUACUCUUUGGUCUGGAUCAGUGAAACUGUGUUGAUGAAUCAGAAUAGAUUGAUGAGAGAUUCUACCCAUAAUGUCAUGAAGAGACUCGAUAACAUCUCACUGUUACUGAUUCAUCAUGCAUCUCAAAGUAUUAAUACUGCAGCUCAACUUCUGUCACUCAAAUAACAGUCAGAAUAAAUGUGUGUCAGAAAUCCUCAUAUAGACAGUAAGAUCAGUGUGUGUGUGUUUGAGUUUUUAUUAUUGUCUCAUCAAUCAUUUAUUACUGUCGAAAUGUAAAAAUGUCACAAACCUGAUUGAUGAAGAACAUGUAACUAAUUUCUCUCUAUUGUUUUUUGUACAGA
Labeo rohita (rohu) is the source of this 4056-nucleotide messenger RNA. RefSeq names its product NLR family CARD domain-containing protein 3-like. NCBI's taxonomy places the organism in Eukaryota, Metazoa, Chordata, Actinopteri, Cypriniformes, Cyprinidae. The record is from RefSeq and is a predicted model, not a curated record. Gene Ontology annotation, molecular function: protein binding.